AUGACCCUCCCAUCACCCAUUGCAAACAAAUCACUGAAAAAGAUGAGUCGAUUGGUGUCUGUCUCAAAAUUGAUUGCGCCAACAAACUCGAUAUCUUCCAUUCACGUCACUCCACUUGAAAAAGUUGAUUCCCCACACUCCACCGACAGUUUCGAAUCACCCACAAAAGACUCAAAAUCUAUUCACCAAAAGAACUUCGAAAGUUCGCAUAAAACGACUUCACCAGAGCACAAGAGUCAAACUGAAAAGACAAAUGUCUCUGUUUUGAAAAGUACUGUAUUGCUCAGUGAAGAGACUGUCCCUUUAGAGAAAGAGGUGCAUUCAGACAAUGAAGUGUUGGAAAGACAACGAAAAAGUCUAAGGUCGUGUUUUAAUGUGUUCGGUGGGAAGGAAGAGUUUAUGUCUAAGGAACAGUUUGAGAGAAAAAGGAAGAAAGAAAUUGAGGAGCUCAAAUUGUUUGCUAAGAGGAGAUUUAAAUGA
This is a messenger RNA of Entamoeba invadens IP1, 480 nucleotides long. RefSeq lists its product as hypothetical. NCBI's taxonomy places the organism in Eukaryota, Evosea, Mastigamoebida, Endamoebidae. The coding region runs from base 1 to 480 and encodes 159 amino acids. The record is from RefSeq and is a predicted model, not a curated record. The transcript has a single exon.